Molecule: messenger RNA, 270 nt
Organism: Penicillium roqueforti
Lineage: Eukaryota; Fungi; Ascomycota; Eurotiomycetes; Eurotiales; Aspergillaceae
Product: heat shock factor-binding 1 family protein
Exons: 3
Coding region: 1-270 (89 amino acids)
Biological process (GO): cellular heat acclimation
Cellular component (GO): cytosol; nucleus
Molecular function (GO): transcription corepressor activity
Source: RefSeq, a predicted model, not a curated record
AUGGCCGACGAAUCCAAGUCCCCUUCUCCAGACAAGCUAGAGAGCUCCCUACCAGAGGGUAAGUCUCUUCUAUCCCAACCGAACUCCGAUGCUCAAGGCCAGCUCACCGCAGCUGUGGACGAUCUGCUCAAUGAGCUACAAAGCAAAUUCGACAAUGUCUCUACGGAGAUGUUCGGGAAACUGGAUGACAUGACCAAGCGCCUCGACGAGCUAGAGGCGUCUCUGGCUGCUGCAUCUUCGGGGACUGGCGCGCCGAGUCCGACAAAAUAA